Messenger RNA from Anastrepha obliqua, 1356 nucleotides. RefSeq names its product two pore potassium channel protein sup-9 (gene Task6). Gene Ontology annotation, biological process: stabilization of membrane potential; potassium ion transmembrane transport. The coding region runs from base 161 to 1312 and encodes 383 amino acids. Gene Ontology annotation, molecular function: potassium ion leak channel activity. The record is from RefSeq and is a predicted model, not a curated record. NCBI's taxonomy places the organism in Eukaryota, Metazoa, Arthropoda, Insecta, Diptera, Tephritidae. Gene Ontology annotation, cellular component: membrane. The transcript has 6 exons.
ACUUACAAACCGAUAUUUACUAAGGCCGUUGAAUCCUGUUGGCUUUGAGCGCCUUGACGUCGAUUCGCAAUGCAUUUUCAGUAUUCCAUUAUAAGCUAUAAGAAUUCAUUACAAUCGCAAUGAUAAAGAAAUUAAAAACAAAACUCCGCCUAAAUGAAGAAUGAAGAAACAAAAUGUCCGCACGAUAUCUUUGAUCGUGUGCACAUUUACAUAUUUACUAGUUGGUGCUGCAGUAUUUGACUCACUCGAAUCGGAAACGGAAAAGCGGCGCUGGGAAGCACUGCAAGCUGUCGAAGAUAUGAUAAUACGAAAAUACAAUAUUACCCAAGAGGAUUUCAAAGUGAUGGAGACUGUUGUGCUCAAAUCAGAACCACAUAAGGCUGGCCAACAAUGGAAGUUUACUGGUGCGUUUUAUUAUGCCACAACAGUGUUGACCACCAUCGGUUACGGCCACUCAACGCCAAGCACAAUCGGUGGCAAACUCUUCACAAUGUGCUAUGCGAUUGUGGGAAUACCACUGGGUCUUGUGAUGUUCCAAAGUAUUGGAGAAAGAGUGAAUAGACUGAGCAGCUAUGUUAUACAAGCAGUGAAGAAGUCACUACGUUGUAAACGAACUGCAGCUUCUGAAGUAGAUUUAAUAUGCGUUGUGACAACGCUGAGCUCUCUAACGAUAGCUGGUGGUGCUGCAGCCUUUUCACGCUACGAAGGUUGGAGCUAUUUCGAUUCAGUAUAUUACUGUUUUAUUACUUUAACUACAAUAGGUUUUGGAGAUAUGGUUGCUUUACAAAAGGAUAAUGCACUCAAUAACAAACCGCAAUACGUAAUGUUCGCACUGAUAUUCAUAUUGUUCGGUUUAGCAAUUGUUGCCGCCUCGCUGAAUUUGCUAGUGUUGCGGUUUGUUACAAUGAAUACGGAGGACGAGCGAAGGGACGAAGCUCAAGCCAUGCAGGCUCUACAAGUUGCCGUUAAAUUGGAGGGCGACGUCAUUACAGCCAAUGGAUCCAUCUUAAGUGGAUACGAGGGUCAUGAGGUUCAGUCAAAUAGUAGUGGAUCAACUACAUCCAUGUGUUCAUGUAGCUGUGCACGUUUUAGUGCAAAUCGUCAUAAAAAGCAACAAUUUAAAGCGCGGCGUUCGCCUUCGCACAUACGUCAUUUAUUGCCGGAAGUUGUACCGAUGCAGGAUCUAAGUUACGACACACACAGCCUGAAUACGGACGGACUCGAUAUCGUGGAUACAUCCUCAGGCUCGCCUUCGAAACCGCACAGACAAUUACUCAAACGCAAUGUCUCACUACUCUCUUUUCGUAUUUAAAAUACAAUUGCUAUUAAUUCAAGUUAUUUAAGUAUCAAAAGUCU